UUUUUAUUUAUUUGGAUAUCAUCGAUAUUUAUAAUACAUUUCUUGGCUUUUAAACGUAAUCUUCACGUAAAUUUUAACGUAAACUUAGUUCUAUCUCAAAAUGUGAAUAAGUUUUUGGCAAGGAUUUAAUUUUUGGUACGUAUGCUUUUAUCGCUGACUGUACUUUUCUUAUCACAGGCAACUAAUACUCAUCAAGACAAAUCUAAAAUCUCCAAACACUUAGGUUGCUUUGUUUCAUCAUUAGAGUUACUAUGGCCACCUCCCAUCUCCAUCAUCAGAUCAGCUCGAUGGUAUCAUAAUAUUGCAUUGUCACCUGAUUUACAUAUGUAUGCAAAUUUUCAGCUCCAUCGCAAAUCAGGAAGCGGGUAAAAUUUAGCUUCCAAAAUUUGACCCACACUAACAAACAUACAUACUAAUACGGCAAGUUAAAUAAAAGCUUGUAAAAAUAGACUUUAUAUAACAAUGCAAUACUACGAGAAUAAUACCUACUGGUAGUUUUCAAUAGUAAUUUUAAAAGCAUAAAGCAAAUAACGACAAGAAAUUUAUUAAUUUGAGUAAAUUUCAAAGGGAUUUAUGCACCUUCUAUUGUUUUACUACUCGACUUAACGAUCUCUAAUUAAAGUUAGCAAUUACUUAGUUAAUACAACAGCAGAAUAUGUCGUAAAAUGCGAGAGGCCUUACGCCACGUGCCAUAGGCAUAAAAUCUGGGAAUUAUAUUUCACCGUAAGGGCCAAUGGAUUCAUAUGAAUCAAAAAUUAAUAUAGUUUAUGUAGUAUUUACAUUAUAGUGGAACCUCGAUAGCACAAAUCUGAAGGUAAAAAUAGGUCAUGUUGAUGAGUUUUAGUCUUAUGGAGGGUAGCGACUUAAGAGACGUAAGAGGUUCUUAUAGGUUUAUGUACGGAGGUGAAACGUUAAAAAAAAUCUAUCAGAUAGGUUAUUUUAUAUAAAUGGAUAAAAUAGAGAUACGUGAUAAAACAGUAUAUCAAAUUUAUUGGAGUUAUAGAGGUCAAUUUACAUUUUUCGACUUAUGGAGAUAAAAAUUGUACUGGAUAAUCGUACAGGGAAUCGUUGGUUUUAGUACUUCGUGUUAAUGAGGUUUAAAUAAUUCAAAUUAUGGAAUGGAGGUUAUGGACUUUGAAGGGAAGGGAAUAUUAUUUAAAAAAAUUGGUUUCGUGUCAACGGGGAUUUAUAAAGUUAAUCGAAAAAGUAGCUGUUGCUAAAACGUUAUGAAGCCUACAUUCAGACACACACACUUACAGUGAAUAAACAUACACAUAUAAGGAAUACAAAUAUAUAUAUAUAUAUAUAUAUAUAUAUAUAUAUGUGUAUAUAUAUAUAAUUAACCGAAACAUAGCUAAAUAUGACAGUAGCAUGUCAGUCACAGAGUAAAAAUAACUAUGUACUAUAUAAACACUAAGGGAGAGAUAAUUAAUGUUCUUUGAGUGUUCUGAAGUACCCAUUACUUUAAAUUUUUGGCAAAAAGAACAUCUAGAACCAUCAAAAGACCAAGAUUCUUUUUUUAUUAAACGAUUUUUUCACAUAACGUUUGUAAUUGUAUCUUAAAUGUAUAUUAAAUUGGUUAUCGUCUUGUAAUAUUCCAGCCAAUAGUAAAUUUCACUAACUCUAGUGGCCGUGACAAGUGAAUUUAACUUUUGAAGUACAAUGAGUGUCAAAACUAUCAAGUCUUAAAAAUGGCGUCAUUUAGUCAUCAAGAAACACAGUCCAGCCCUGCCAAGGAAUUACCAAGGACAUCGAUAGCAAAAUGCAGCGGCUCCCCGCACCGGCAGCGGCGGCGAGAGGACGACGCCAGCCCCGCCGGGUUCUGUGCGGCGCUGCACAAGACGCCGCCCGCGCCGCCGCCGGCCCUGCUGCGCCGGCUCGGCGUGAAGGAGCCCACUGGCGUCGGGAAGGUGAAAGUGAUGCUUCGCGUCGGCGCCUCGGGCGAAGGUCCCUUCACGAGUGGCACCCAAACGUUCUCCUUGGACAAACGCAAGAAACAAGUGAGCCUCUGCGAGAACACCACCGGCGCCGCCGCCGCCCCCGAGGACAGAAAGGUCGGCGUGGCCGCGCCCAAGAUGUUCGCGUUUGAUGCGAUCUUCUCCCAGGAUGACUCACAGACGGAGAUAUGUUCGAGCGCUCUCACGGACGUUAUCCACGCGGUCAUCAACGGGACGGACGGUUGCCUCUUCUGUUUUGGACACGCAGGACUAGGUAAAUCGUACACAAUGUUGGGGCGACCGGACUCGGCGGCGUCGUUGGGCGCCAUCCCGUGCGCCAUCGCCUGGCUGUUCCGGGGCAUCGCUGAGCAGCGCCACAAGUGCGGAACAAGGUUCUCCAUACGAGUGUCUGCCGUUGAGCUCUGCACCAAUACCAACCAAAUCAGAGAUUUGCUGACGCCCUAUCAAAAUGACACAGAACAAUCGCCUGGCGUCUACCUUCGAGACGACCCUCUCUUCGGGACACACCUUCAGAACCAAUCAGAGUUGCGUGUACACAGCGCGGAGAAGGCAGCCUUCUACCUAGAUGCCGCCCUAGCCACGCGAGGAGCGAGGGAGGAGGGCAAGGACAGCCAUCUUCUGUACACUUUGCAUGUGUACCAGUACAGUGUUGGUGGAAAAGGAGCGGUUGCCGGAGGUCGGAGUCGCCUGCAUUUAAUUGACUUAGGAAACUCAGAACGAGGCAAAGCUAGCGGAGGAAUCCCGCUUUCUGGUCUAGGAAAUAUAUUACUGGCAAUAUUUAAUGGGCAAAGGCAUCUACCGUACAGAGAUCAUAAUCUUACACACGUACUCAAGGAAUGCCUUGGGUCACUCACUUGUCAUACUGCCAUGAUAGUCCACGUGUCACCUACCGUACAAAACUACUCUGAUACUUUGACUACUUUACAAUUAGCAUCGAGAAUACACAGGCUCAGAAGAAGAAAAAUUAAAUAUUCCGCUAACAAUAACGCGGGAUCCGGAGGCAGUUCCGGAGAAGAUGCAUCAAAACCUAGUAGUAGUGAACCAGAUCCUUCAAGCAGUGACCUGUCCGCAGACACUGUUAUAUACGUAGGACCAUUAGAUGAUGCAACUGAUGGAGAACAUCCACCAGUUUAUAUUCCACACAUGAACUCUGGCGACAAUAGAGGUGUAAUAAGUAAGGCACUGAGAGGGUCAGCGUUAGAACAUAAACAUAAAUCAUCUUUAUCUAAAGUUAUUGAAGAAAAGAGCCCUGUUCAUAAAUUACACUCUUCACCUAAAGCUUCUCCCAUGAAGACUGCCCUACAAUCGUCAAGUCACACUCCAAAGUCGUCACCAGUUCAUUCCGCUACUUCCAAACUAACGCCCGUUAAAAAAGUAUGUUCAAAACAUACAGAAGAUGUCAAAAGUACUAGUGAUGAACAAUGGAUAGAUGGUCCUCGAAUAUCUAAAUCAAAAUUAGUAGAAGUUAGGCAUAUCAUAAAAGAAACUCAAGAAAAACAACGUGAAACUUGGAUCGAUGGGCCAAUGCAAGAAACGAAAUUGCCAUUACAAUUUGAAUCAGUCCCGAUUCAAUCCAACCAGCUACCCUUGCAAAUUGGCAUACUUGGUUCACAUGGUAGCGAAAAUAUUGGAUACGGUUACAUGGAUAAUCAUAAAAAGAAUAUGAUUAGGAAGUGGGUUGAAAACCAAACGUCACAAAUCCAUAAAUCUCGACACAACUCUCCCAAUCAUAAAAGUCAGCCAAAUCACAAAAAUCUAACACAGAAAGUUUCAGAGGAACCAGAGGCAACACACAAAAUGGAACUUUUGAAAGAGUCAGCAAAGCGCAUUCACGUUGAAGAGUCUACAGUAAGAACUGGCUUAAAAUCCGCUUCAAAGGGCAAUGCAAUAGAAGAAGAGAGCAUAGGUCCACCAGUUAGUGACACUCAAACACCUAAAAAGUCUAAUAGUAAAAUUACUGCAAAGAAUGACAUAGAUGACGAUGACGAUAGUGAGGAACUAGCAGAAAUUCCACCCGCUCUGCCUAUAAUACAGCCAAGUAGUCUUAGUAGCAGAGAAGUAUCUAUGGAGAGCUUAGAUAGUAAAUAUAAAGAACGAAUGAGAAUGGAUGAUGAAUUAAUGUCUAACCAUAGCAGAGAUAUUGACGCUCAUGGUUUAAGUAGGCUAACAGAAGAUGAUGACGAAAUUUUAGAAAUUAUAGAAAUAGAGGAACCGUUAGAACCGGUUCCGAUGCAAGAUUGUUGCUUACAAGUAACCGAAGAAGACAUAGCACUUUGUAUGGGUUACACAGAUAAUCAUUUCUUAGAUGCGGACCAGGAAGAUGCAGAAGAUCAUCCCCUGAGGAUUCUUAGUCAAGAAAACUUAACCGUAGCAUCAACAUUUACGGAUACAUUAUCAUUAUAUAGUGAAGUCGAACGACAAAUUAGAAACGAAGCAUAUCUUAGACAGACUCUCGGGUUUUAUACAGAAAAUUUUUGUUACGAAUAUGCCUUAGGCGGAGAUGUGAAUCCUCACGAAAGUUUACCAUCAUCUCGUUCGAGAAUAGACGACAUGCUAGGACUUGCUGAAUUGUACGGUUCCAGAAAAAUGUUGGACAAUGAUGAUUUACCCAACACGAGAAUCGCUCCCCAAUUUCAGUCACUGUCUCUUUGCAAUGUCAGAGAUACAGAAGAAUUUCACGGUGAUGGUUCAGUUUACAGUGAACCCGCGUAUCGACCCAGUGAUAAAAUAUGUGAUAGUUGCAAGAGAACUAUGUCCCGACCGGGUAGUGCUGUUGGUGAGUGCGGUGCUUUUCAAGAUUUAGAUUGUGCACAGGACGACACCUACGGCCCUUUCGAGAGAUACAGAGGAAACGACAUAACAGACGCUAGAAUAGCAUCAUUGAGGCACCCAGAUGGAGCAUCUGAUCCAAAUUUACGAGAAGAAAAGCGAAUACCGGGUAAUGGUGCACCUUCAAAUAAUUUUCGAGAGUUGAAAUCAAACCUUCACCUAGAAGUUACACCUCCAGUAGUGACAAUUGAACCUCGUUCGGAGAAGAAUGAUAAAGGAGACAAAAGUGUAGCAAGAAUUGUUGGCAGUUCUAAACCGGAUGGUUACGAUAGCGGCCACGAAUCUACACCGAGAACAGGGAAACACAGCCCCGCAGCUACCUCGAGACGAGCCGAGUCUGGCUACGACUCUGUCCCGAGAGAUUCAGAUGCAUCAUCGUUAGACUCAUACCCGACGCGGAGAGCGGCGGUGGCCCGAGCGCACGCCAAGAAACACACGACGGCCAAAUACAAACAACAUAGUGACCGUUCUUUUUGUUCGUGGCUUCGAAAUCCCUUUGCAUGCAAAUAUGCUGAUACAGACCCUGAAAUUAGUGACUUUUAAUGUGAUGGUUGAAUGUGUCGAUCAAACGACUAGAGUAUAAUUACUAAAUAGCAUUUACUUACCCUUAACGUUACCGAAUUUAAUCUGGAGACUGCUUUUGUACUCUAGAUAUACUCGUUUUUAUAUAGUUAAGGCUUUUGCACUAAACCAAUGAGGUUACCGUUGUAUUUUUCUAAACGUUGCUUCUUAUGUGCUCAGUUACUUAUAAAAUUGACGUUGUAUCAUUGUAAAUACAGACGUAUUGAAUUUAAUUCUACUUUGAAUGACUCUUGAUAACAUCAUUAUAUUCAUAAUACUUCAGCUCAUUUUUGUACUUUUAUACUAUCAGAACUUGAAUCACUUAUCGUGUAACUUUAUCUGAGAAAUGUUAAAUGUAGCUUUUGUACUAAGCGGAUUGUAAAAUUGAAGCAAGAUCAAAAGUCUUCCUCCGUCUUCCUCCUAGACAAUCAUAUCGUGAGUCUUGUUCUCUCUUCCUUCAUGUUGCACUAACCUCAUUAAAUAAAUGCUACCAACUGAUGAUCCUUCAUUUGUCCGGUUCUUAUUGGAAACCGGUCCUAGUGUUUAAUAAGCUUUUGUGUUAAUCCAAUCAGGAUUACAAGACACGACAAAAAUGAAAUGUUCUAGUACUAAGACUGUUGUCAUUUGCCAUGUUUUGUAUAGCUUUAAUAUUUUUUGAUAAUGUAAUUAUUAACGUUCACUGUCGGCGUGUCCGUGUGUAAAUAUGACUUAAGUACACUUAAUUCUAAUUACUGUGGCUUUAUCAAAUGUUGGUGAACUUAGUUAUCGCUUAUAUCGUCAAUGUUUUGUUAUGAUACGAUUAAUAUUACAAAUAUUUAUCCUAAAUUUUACUAUGCGUUCGUAUUAGUUCACAAUAAAUUGUUCAAUUUCAACUGAAA
This is a messenger RNA of Cydia pomonella (codling moth), 6226 nucleotides long. RefSeq names its product kinesin-like protein CG14535. NCBI's taxonomy places the organism in Eukaryota, Metazoa, Arthropoda, Insecta, Lepidoptera, Tortricidae. Gene Ontology annotation, molecular function: ATP binding; microtubule motor activity; microtubule binding. The record is from RefSeq and is a predicted model, not a curated record. The transcript is spliced from 7 exons. The coding region runs from base 1692 to 5330 and encodes 1212 amino acids. Gene Ontology annotation, biological process: microtubule-based movement.